Molecule: messenger RNA, 1029 nt
Organism: Rhagoletis zephyria (snowberry fruit fly)
Lineage: Eukaryota; Metazoa; Arthropoda; Insecta; Diptera; Tephritidae
Source: RefSeq, a predicted model, not a curated record
AUGGAGUCCACCGCGGAAGAGCCAAUGCAGGCGGAAGCAAGUGGAGAUGUUUCCGGUGAUUUAAAUGCACCAAGAAGUAUGAGUGACGCGAUGAACGAAGGAGCAACAUCAGCUGACAGCAACAAUGUACACAAUCACGAUGCCGUCGAAAUGACGUUGAAAAUGGAUGACAGUGACAUGUCCAUCAACGAGAAGAAGGAGCAACAAACAAAUGAACACUUGCAGAGUUUAUGCGUCGAGAAAGACCUGUACAUAACCCAACUGCAAAAGCAAUUGGAAGAUGCAAAACAAUCAAACACCAAAUUGAGUCAACAAGCAGAAAGAGCAAGUUUUUUAGAAAAGAAAUUAAAACAACAGCAGCUAGAAUCGAGUCGAAAAGAGAAUAUUCUCAUCAUGAGGUUGACACUCAAAGAACAAGAGCUUCAAGACUGUCUAGCACAAAUUGAAGCACUGAAGCAGCUCAGAUUGCCUACAAAUACUCAAUUAGAGUCAUAUUUGCUAGAUCCAACUUUAAAUUACAUGUUUGAGCAAAUGAAAAAGGAGGUUGAAUCGGCAAAAUCACGAGCAGAGGAGAUGCAAAGUGAACUUAAUGCGUGGAAGUUUACAACUGAUAGUGUCACCGGUAAGCGCCUGAUGUCCAAAUGUCGCCAACUUCAUCAGGAGAAUGAAGAGUUGGGCAAAAUGAUUUCAUCUGGCAAGAUUGCCAAACUCGAAGGUGGGCUGGCAAUGAGUAAAAAGUACUCGGAAGAGCUUAAAAAGAGCCAAUCAGAAAUAGAAGAAGUGCUCAUGGAAAUGGAAGAAGACAUGGAGGGCCUCCAAAACACCGUCUACUUCUUACAACAGCAGCUAAAGGAGCAAAAGGAGAAAAACACUGAACUCGAGGAAAGCCUGGUCAAGUACAGAGCUGAACUAGGUGAACAGCAGCUGCAGCCGGCGCCGGAUACAGCUUGCUCACAGACUGAAACGAUAGAAUCAACGGAAUUGAACGGAGUUGAGCAAAAUCAAAUCUCUCCCGUGAUCAGUCAGUAG